Neogale vison (American mink) is the source of this 3020-nucleotide messenger RNA. RefSeq names its product cytospin-B-like. Gene Ontology annotation, cellular component: filamentous actin; microtubule organizing center. The record is from RefSeq and is a predicted model, not a curated record. Gene Ontology annotation, biological process: actin cytoskeleton organization. NCBI's taxonomy places the organism in Eukaryota, Metazoa, Chordata, Mammalia, Carnivora, Mustelidae.
AUGAGGAGCGCAGCCAAGCCCUGGAAUCCGGUCCUCAAAGCGGGCAGCCAUGGGACAGACAGGGCGCGGCCCCUCCCGGCGGCGCCCUCUGGCAUGAAGAGUUCGAAAUCUUCUACCUCGCUGGCGUUUGAGUCCCGGCUCAGCAAGCUCAAGAGGGCCAGUAGCGAGGACAUGCUCAACAAACCGGGAAGUACCGCCGCUUCCGGGGUGGUUCGACUGAAAAAGACUUCAACAGCUGGAGCCAUCUCUGAGCUUGCAGAGAGCCGCCUGCGGAGCAACCCAGGGGCCGUGCCAACAACCAAACGGACAGGCAUUCCAGCUCCUCGAGAACUUUCAGCAACUGUCUCUAGAGAGAGAACUGUGCCAAGCGGUCCCUCCAACCCCAGGAAGCCGGUGUCCAGUCCAACUUCUUCCAGCACGCCCACCCCUACUAAGCACCUGAGGACCACUUCCACGAGACCCAAGCAAGAGCCUGAAGGCGGGGAGAAAGCUGUGCUCGAGUCCCAGGUUCGGGAACUUCUCGCUGAAGCCAAAGCGAAAGACAGUGAAAUUAACAGGCUUCGAAGCGAACUGAAGAAAUGAAAGGAAAAAAGGACUCCAGGCACCGAAGGAGCUGAGGCUUCAGAUGCCAGCCCAGACAGAACCUCCUCCUUGCUGGGUGACUCAGAACCCCUGAUAUGCACUCUAGAGGAGAAAAACAAGAGUUUCCAGAAAGAACUUGCAGAGCUCGAGGAGGAGAACCGGGCCUUGAGGGAGAAACUAACUUACCUGGAGCAUUCCCCAAAUUCAGAGGGGGGCGUGAGUCACACCGGGGACAGCAGCUGCCUGACGUCCCUAACUCAGGAGUCAAGCUUAGGCAGCCCGACGGGGCAUCAGUAGUCCAGGGACAUCGAGGAGUCCGCGAACAGCAGACAUGGAAAUGCAUUACGGACAUGGGGCUCUUUGAGCAGCGACCUUACCAAAGCUUCUCUGUCCCCCGAUGCCUCCGAUUUUGAGCACAUUGCAGCAGACACCCCUUCCCAGCCCCUGUCCUCCACCAACAACCCCUUUAAGGGCUCCAGGUGUUCGACCAGCGGCAGUUCCCCUAACAACGCGAGCGAGCUGUCCCUGGCCUCCCUCACGGAAAAGAUCCAGAAGAUUGAGGAGAAGCAUCACAGCACGGCUGAAGAGCUCCAGGCCACUUUGCAGGAACUGUCCGACCAGCAGCAGAUGGUACAGGAGCUGACCGCUGAAAACGAGAAGCUCGUGGAUGAGAAGGCGCUCUUAGAAACGUCCUUCCACCAGCACCGGGAGAGAGCUGAGCAGCUUAGUCAGGAAAACGAGAAACUCCUGAACCUCUUGCAGGAGCGGGUGAAGAACGAGGAGCCCGCGGCGCAGGAGGGAAAGAUCCUCGAGCUGGAGCAGAAGUGUGCGGAAAUCCUGGACCAGGGCCGCUUUGAAAGAGAAAAGCUGCUCAACAUCCAGCAGCAGCUGACCUGCAGCUUGCGGAAGGUCGAGGAGGAAAACCAAGGUGCUUUAGACAUGAUUAAACACCUGAAGGAAGAAAGAAAACUGAAUGGGUGUCUGGACCUGGAGCGGCGGAAUAACGGCGCAAUGGCCAGUCUGGAGGAGUGCAGAGCCACACUCGAAGGGCUGCGGAUGGAACACGGGUCGCUGAAGGCUCAUUUGGAGAACGAGAAGCAGAAGGCUACGGAGACCAGCCCUGUGGGGCACACGGCCGAGGGUCGUGAGGUUCAAGAGAUGUCGAGGGUUGCUCGCGCCGAGAAGGAGCAGCUGGAGCUGUCUUGCACCGAGCUCAAGCAAGAGUUAGUGAAGGCCUACAGUGAAGUCAAACAUGUUUCAAGCCUGCUGGCCAAGGUGGAAAAGGAUUAUUCUUACUUGAAGGAGAUAUGUGACCAUCAGGCAGAACAACUGAGCCGAACCAGCCUGAAACUGCAAGAGAAAGCAUCGGAGAGUGAUGCAGAGAUUAAAGACAUGAAGGAGACCAUAUUUGAAUUGGAAGAUCAGGUGGAACAGCAUCGGGCUGUCAAGUUACAUAACAACCAGCUCAUCAGCGAGCUGGAAAGGAACGUGAUGAAGCUGGAGGAGCAAAAGUCAGACCUGGAAAGGCAGCUCAAGACCCUAACUAAGCAGAUAAAGAUAGCCUCUGACACCGGCGUGGCUUCUGGCAUUUUCAGGAGGAGACAGGAAUGGCGGCGCUUCCAGGCAGACCUCCAGACGGCGGUGGUGGUGGCCAAUGACAUCAAGUAUGAGGCCCAGCAGGAGCUGCGCGCUGUGAAGCGGAGGCUGCUGGAGGAAGAGGAGAAGAACGCCAGGCUGCAGAAGGAGCUGGGGGACAUGCAGAACCACAGCAGGUCGGUCCCAACAGAGGCCCACGGCUGCGAGUGUGGCAGGCACCCACCCGUUAACAAAGAGUCGGAGCCACCCGGGGUUGAGGCUCCCGGCCGCUGGCAUGGCGUCUACAUGAGCAGGACGUCUCCAACGCCAUCGGAAUCUGCGACCACUGUUAAGUCCCUCAUCAAGUCGUUCGACUUGGGACGGCCAGGUGGAGUUGGACAGAAUAUUUCUGUCCAUAAAGCCCCCAGAAGUCCCCUGAGUGGGAUUCCAGUAAGGACCGCUCCCGCCGCUGCUGUCUCCCCAAUGCAGAGGCAUUCAACGUACAACAGUGUUUGGCCGGCCAGCAAAGGUGUGACUCAGCGUUUGGAUCUUCCAGACCUUCCCCUUUCAGAUCUUUUAAAGGGAAGGGGUGAGGACCUGAAACAGGACCCUUAUCUCCGGAAGAGCCCCUCGCUGGAGUCCCUGAGCAGACCCCCUUCUCUGGGCUUCGGGAACACGAGGCUGCUGAGCGCGUCCACUGGGGGCUUGAAACCGCAGAGCAAACUCAGCGUGGAAAGAAGAGACCCGCUGGCUGCCUUGGCCCGGGAAUAUGGUGGCUCCAAGCGUAACGCUCUCCUGAAAUGGUGCCAGAAGAAGACAGAAGGCUACGCGGGAAGGCCACAGUGGUGGUAGGGUUUACUCUG